This is a messenger RNA of Dichomitus squalens LYAD-421 SS1, 3012 nucleotides long. RefSeq lists its product as uncharacterized. Lineage: Eukaryota; Fungi; Basidiomycota; Agaricomycetes; Polyporales; Polyporaceae. Gene Ontology annotation, cellular component: transcription factor TFIID complex. The annotation marks the transcript as partial. The record is from RefSeq and is a predicted model, not a curated record. The transcript has 6 exons.
CUCAGCGAUACCACGACCUCGUCCCUCCGCUUUGUUCUCCUCCCUCCACUCUGCUGGCCCUUAUUUCUGCUUUUCUGGCUUCCCUCACCUUCUGCGACGAUCAAGUCAACUAUCCUGGCUGCUGCAAGCCUGUCACAAAGUCUUGUGGUUACUCUGCUUUGCCGCUUCGCCACUGCGCUUGCCCUGCCUCGUUCAGUCUGCAUAGUUCUCUUUCUCUCGACCAAUUCAUGCUCUCGGAAGCCCCUGAUACCCGGAGUGAUGUUGGAGAUGAGCCAUUAGAUGGGAUGCCAAGCAGCAGUUCAAGUCACACAGCGCUGCUGCCUGCCUUCGGUCUUGGUCUUCACAAAAAGUCCCACCUUCCUACGCCACAAAGUCCCAGCAAUGUUGCUGUAUACGCCCCCAAUAUGAACGGUGCCUAUACAUCUCCCGUGCAUCAUCUGAAUCGGGAUGUCCAGAGGAGCCACGUUCAGCGCAAGGUCACCCCAGCCAGGGAUGACAUAUCCGGAGUCCCGGCAGCUUCUUUCAUGACGCCUGAGUCCAGUCCUCUGCUGCCUCGUAAGAUGAUGCCACCAGAAUCACCGGUUGCAGGACCGUCAUCCAUACCACAUACCCCGCUCCGCCACGAGCUCGCUGGUAAUACAGGGGCUGAUCACGCCACGAGCCAGCUAUCUGUAGAUACUGUCAUAUCUCCAUUAGCCCCAGCGCCGAUCAUCACCACGCCCGUAUCAGCACGGAGUCGAGACAUGACCCCCGCAUCCCGCCUGUCCUCCCCAUUCCUGGACAGGCUUUCCGCCACCGACAGGCGCUCAGUAAAAUCGCAGUCCAAGUCCCCCAUGCCCAUCUCGACGGACUCACCCAUGGCCGAUGUCUUCUCCGCCACCCCACGACCGUCGACGCCUCCGCCGCUCGCCACGCCCGUCCCAAAACGUGCCCUUGGAGGCGAGAUGCAACGCAUACAUCUACAACUCGCCGCUGACCGCGCAGAACGCCUAGCGGAGAUGGAGGCUCGCCGACCCGAGUACCUCGUGCGUGAGAAGCGACCACGGUCCGAAGCCGACAUCCCCACCUUGGACGAGCUCGACGCAGCCAACGCGACACUGGGCGUCACCGAGACCCCAAUGAAGGGUCGCCGGCUGCAGCUGUUCCAGGCGACGAGCGAGGAGACGUUCGAGCAGAGCCUGUUGGCGGGUGGUUAUCCUGGGUACGGGCAAUCCCCAGCGUACAAGAACGGUGAGCCGCAGACACCCUUGCCCCACGGGAAGAGCCGCAGCUCUUUGUCCCAGCGCGCGCUGCACUGGUUCCAGCAAGCGACUCCAGGUCAGCCUGGGCCCUCGACGACAAUUGUGGCCGCCACUGCAGCGCCUUCGCCCGCGGAGGAGCCGGUUGAGUUGCCGAGCGAGCAAGAGAUUCGGAAACGAAGGAGGCUGGAUGCUUUCAGGGAGCAUCCGGAGAAGAAAGAAGCUGCCCCGAAGUUGUACCCUGUCGAGGUCGAAGGCCGCGGCCGUCUGUUGCUCGACGUUCCCCCAGAGGGUACUGUCCCCGUCCACGCCAGGACUCCCGUGAAGCGACGUCCAAACAAGCGCAAGCGGCGACGGGGCGGCCGACGGGGCGCUGCGACCGAGGAGCAAGAAGACGAGCCCGUGCAGCCCAACUGGCCCGACGCCGCGUUCCCAUGGUGCCUGCGCGCGCAAGAGCGCACACAAGCGGAGAAGAUGAAGCAGGAGGAGCGGCUCAAGUGGGUCAAGCGCUUCCUCGAGCGCGAGAGCGAUAGCGACUCGGCAGAGGACGACCAGGAGCUCUGGCCGCCGCUGCAAUCGCACGAGAACGACCAGGUCGCGCACCGUCGCGGGCGCGGAAAAAUGGUCCCCCUGCGCCCGAACCCCGCCGCGCCUGUGCGCGCGCUAGGAGAGGAGAACAUGCUCGUCCCGAGCGACCCCGCAGACGCGCGCGCGGCGCUCCUCUCGAAGCGCUCCGUGCGCACGCUCUCGAGCCGGCGCAGGGAGGCACAAGGCUUGGGCGAGGUCGAGGACGUGAAGUGCAUCGGGUGCGCGCGCGGCGACGACGGCACGGAGCUCGUCCAGUGCGACCUCUGCAAGGAGUGGUACCACCUGCCGUGCAUCGGCAUCCGGCACGUCGCCGAGCUCGGGCGCGAGGAGGACCUCUGGUUCUGCGACACGUGUCUCAACUUGCCCCCCGCGCCGCCCGUCGAGCCGACGUUCGUGCCCACGGACGACCGCCCGCUCGACCAGCUCGUGCGGCCCGACUCGCUCUUCUUGCAGUACGAGCACUCGCUGGUGGAGAGCCCGGCCUCGUGGGACGUCGACGUCCGGCCCGUCGGCGCCGCGCCGCAGACGCCCAUCCGGCGCAGGGCGAGCGGCGAGGAAGAGGACGAGGACGGGGGGGGCCUGACGCACGCGUUCUCGACGCGCUCGUCGCGCGGUGCGCCGAAGACCCCGGACUCGUCCGCGAAGACGGUGCGGGUGUACGCGACGCCCAGUGCGUACGCGCUCGCAUUCGACCGGGACGGGUUCGACCCGGACACGCCGUUCGACCCGACGACGACGCCGUCGCGCGGGAUCAAGUUCAGCGGGGGCCCGCCGCCGACGCUUGGGCUGUCGACCCCGAAGGGGGGUGUGGGGCUCUGGGCGGGGCGGGGCGGGGCGACACCUACGCCGACUCCGACGCUCGCGGCAAGGUUCGGGGCGGGGGCGGGGGGCAGCGUGGGGCCGAGGAGGCUGAACUGGAACGAUGGGCGGCACGCGUACGAGACGACGCCGGGGGCGGGGGCGCACUCGAGGAGCAUAUACUCGGGGGGGUACGACGACACGCCGAUCACGCGGGCGCCGAGGAUCGGGGAGAGGGUCGGGGGGUUGGGUGGAGGAGGCGGGAGGAGGUUGUGGGACUCGCCGGGGUUCGCGCCGAGGAGGGUUGGGACGCCAGAGGGGUUCGGGGAGGGGAAGAGGCGGGGGAGGGGGAGCGACGGGGACGGGGAUGUGUCGAUGGAGAAUGAAG